GUGGAUCCACUGGACGCAGGCACCGACAACGGGUUCACGUUCACCGCCCCCAACUGGCCGACGGCGCCGCAGGGGGUGGCCUACCGCAUCACCUCCAAGUACCCCUCGCACCCCGCUGGAUCCUUCUUCUACCCCCAUCUGAGGAGACUACCGCCGAUCGCCACCUUUCAGUUUAUCAAGCUCCGCGAAUACGAGCUCUCCGAAGUAUUUCACCGCGACAGCGACGACCGACGAUACGACGUGCUGCAGAUCGACAAGAUGGCGCACAACCGCGUCGACCUGCCCGACGGCAACCGCGCGCUCUCCGUCGCCGACGAGGUGGAGCGCGCCGAGGCGCCGCGGAUCUACUCCGACGGCUCCUUGACUACGCCCGACAGUGGCUACUCUUACUAUUCCAUUGUACCGACCAGCACCAACAACACACCAAGCACGACCGAAGAGCCCCGCUCAGCGAACGAGUUGCCGACGUCAGGCCCCACCGCCAGCGAGCGGUCCGCGCUGAGGAGUCUCGCGCGCAGGUACCGCGCGCGGAGACGACGCAAGCUGCGCGGAGACAACACCGACCCGGCCCAGCGGAGAAAGCGGAAAAGAACGAGACUGCUGGACUGCCGCGUAUCGGAAUGGGGCGAAUGGAGCCCGUGUCGGAACGACGGCGGCUGCGUCGGGUCAGCCAUGCGCACGCGCCGGAUCAUCCGCCGCCAGCGCCCCGGGGGCACCCCCUGCCCGCCCACGGCGCAGUCGCGGUGGUGCGCCACCAACUGCACCGCGCCAGCGCUGCGCGACGACUGGCGAAAUAACCUCACGUAAUCCCUAUUUAUAAACUUAUAAGGCUUAGUUUACACUGGACAAUAACAAGACAAAGCAAGACUUAUGUCUUCAUCAUCAUCACUUGGUGCCAUAGCAUAACGAUGUUUGGUGGUCAGUAUGCGCAAACAUUUCUCGUCUUCCACAAUGCGUUUCUGCUGUGGGUAGUCGAGUCUGAUCCAGUCUCUAAUGUCGUCCAACAAUAUUUUCUUUGACGACUGUCUUACUACAUAAAAAUCUUAUUAACAAGGCAACUGAAAUGGCGUGUCCACACAACUAUAUAGACCUGUGCCGCCUAUGGAUAUAAAGUAUUUAGCGCUGUAAGACUUACAUUUAUUUAGCACAGCACACAAAAGGUUUUCGAUAAGUUGAAGGCGAAUAAAGUUUUCUUUAGUUUUGGAGUUGCUAAAUAUAGAUCUCUAGUAUUUUUCGCCCAUGAUGAAAAUUUAAUAUACAAUACAAAAAAAAUUGAUGUCAAAAUGUCAAAUAAAAAAAUUCUAUAAUUUUAAUUUUUGAGUUGUUUUUUAUAUCACCCUUUGUAUUCUAGAUCAAACAAAAUAUAAAUAGUCAGCAUUUAUUUUUAUACAUAGAAGCUCCUUUUUUCCCUUAAACAUUUUUUUUCUUGUUUUGUUUUGUAUUGUCCAUGUGUGAACGCAUCUUUAAACAUGAUUCCAUUUUUGAAAUUACAUUUGUCUGUUUUAAUGGCCAAUAUUUUACCACAUUAUUUAUAUUCUAUCUCUAUCGUUGGCAUCUCUGUCCGUCCAAUCAAAUUUUGAUUUCGAUUCCAAUUGUUUUUUCUUUGUAUUCUCAUUCUGAUGAUUCUUGAAUGUAAAUUCGUGGUGUGUAUAAAAAUAUUGGAUAAAAUUUCUGUAUAAAAUAAUUUAUUAAGAGAUGACUGUUGGUGAUUUUCCAGCGCCUCUGUCCAACGUCGCUUUUUAGAAACACAUUCGUAAUUUUUCUCGCACAAUUCAAUAACCAAGAGAUGACGUCACUUUAAACAUCGAAAAUUGUCAGUUUGAAAAAUUACAAGAUAUUGUGAAUCUUGAGCUUAUUCAAACACAGAAUUCAGUGACAAUUUAGAUCAUUAGCUACAUCCAAGCGUACACUAAGCGUACACCAAGCGUACACUAAACGUACACCAACCGUACACCAAGCGUACACCGAGCGUACAGUGACGAUGCGUCUACAAAGCGACGUUACUUGUGGACAGAGGCCCUAAAUAGUAGACUUCGAUUGUUUGCUGCUGUAUCUAAUGAAUGCUUUUUCAAUAAAUAAUUUUUCGUAUCUGUUUGUCAAUUAUUGCUAAAAAUAAAUGUUAUAUGCUAAAAUAUAAACUAAGUGGACUAUUUCGAUAUCCUAUACCGCGGAUAGAGUAUAAAAACUAUAUUGUAUUUAACCUAACUUAUGCUUACAACUAAAGUGAAGUUAAAGGUAAAUGUAGGUAUUAAAAUAGCCGCAUUUAAAUAAAACCUAUAGAUUUUUCUAGAAGUACCUAGAAAAAUCUUUUAGGUUUUAAAAUAUUCCCCACUUUACAUGUAGGGUAGGUACCAUAAGAGAUCCGUAUAAUAAGGUAUGAUGACUAUGGAACUCUAAAAAAUGUGUAGAUGAGUCACAUGUUAUUUAUAAAUACCUACAUAAUAAUAUUAUAUCCUUUUUCUAAUUUUUAAUUUAAUUAUUAUAAUUCUCACAAAUAGUUUCUCAAAAACUAAUAAUAAUUUAAAAAUUGCUGUUUUUACUCCAAAAAUUCUAUGUUCAUAAAUCGGUAUAUUCGUAGAAAUGAUAAUAAAUUAUGACUUCCGCGGUAUCGGCUGUCGAACGAUAAAAUAUGGGAUGUGAAAUGUGUUCGCAUCUCGGAAUUAUCAAUUUGUAAUUUUAUAAUAAUAAUUACCGUUAUGUUACCCGAAAUGUAUUACGAAUUGUAUUAAAUAUUUAUAAUAAUGAUAAUUUGAUAAUGAUAAUUUAAUUAUAUUUAUCAAAUCUUUUGAAUUUGUAAGAUUUACGAGUUUUGUUUAUCGAUUACAACUUUUUCAAUCGAUUUUUAAUAAUAAAUAACAUUUUUUCUUGAAAUUUUUAUUGCGCAAUUAUUUGCGACUUUUUUUUAAGUCGAUUAAGUACGACUUUUUAAUCGAUAUUGAUUUUUUGUGUACGUUUGUGAAAUAAGGGCUUUCACAGACUAUGUGACUGCAUUAGUCUUGAUUUAGAUAGAGUUGCGAGAUUUGUCGAGUAAAAAUUAAUUCGUACAUUAAUCAUUAUUUAUUACCAUUAUAUUAGUUCAUAGUAAAUAAUUUUUCGUAUUAGUCAUUGGAGACUUCAAGAGCCACCUCAUCUGCCUUCUUUGUGUAAAUGCCGUUUUAAAUAGCGGCUCAUAUUGUAAUUUUAACCUACUGAUCUCAGGAGAUAUACCUUGAUAUACAAAUAUAAUGAGGGUACGAACUAAGGGAUAUUCUUUGGAAUUUAGAAAUAUCUAGAAGAAGCUUUGUAUGAUUUACGAAAUGGCCGCAAGUCUUAUCUCCUAAUUUCAGUAUUAAAUAAUACUCAACAAUAGUCCCGAGUGUUGUUAGUCAAUUAGUAAAGUAUCUCACAGUUAAAAAUACAUAUCGCUUAAGUCUUCAAGUUUGUAACAGUAAGGGGCUCAUUUAUAGGGUGUCUCGUUGAUGAAAAAAAGAAAAUACGCCAAAUGAUACGUGAUAUUGUUAGUUACUCGUAACAUCACUUUCUCCAUAAAUGAGCCCCAAAUCAGUAUAAAGUAGCGUUGUUCUAGGGCGUUAAGACUCCAAAGAUGCAGCUUUUAUUUUUAAUACUUGUAAGUGUAAAAAUUGCUGUAGCUCGUAAGUAUGUAUUAGAAUAAGUGAAUGUAAUAUCAAAGCCUUCUGUGACAUAAUAAUUUUUAUUUAAAAUUAAAUUAAAGCGAAAUAAAAGUGUUUUGACAAGUCGUCACUGAACCUUUUUUUAGUUAAGAGACAUAAUUUUAAAAACAGCCUGUCUAAAUGUUUAGAUUGUUUAUGCCAAAGAAUGAUUAGGCUUUAUUUCGUACCAGCACAAAGCAUUAGUAUUGAUUCUACGUUGGCUACUAGUUAACGUCCCUCUAGUGACUUCGGUCGCAGCAAAUUACCACCCCGAAGGCACUGCGUCUGGGUACGUUAUUGUAUAACUACUGGUACUGUUAUGUACCACAGUCGGCAUUUUCUGCAAACUGAGGUUUGUGCCUCAAAACCAUCAAGUAAGUAGUAUCCAACGUAGGUCAAUUUAAUCCAUACAUCCAUAAAAUUUGUAUUUAGAAUUUAAAAUGUAUGGACUGAUUACUAAGUACAUAAAAGUAGUUUUAUUUCUAUGCGCAUAACAAAAAACUUUGUUUAACUAUUUGAAAAUUCUCUAUUAAUUUCGUAAGAUUGUACACUUCUUUUGAAACUGUUUCACAAAUCUUAAAAAAAAACUUAAUCUAGAAUUUAGAUACGAAGUUUCUCAGUCUGUAAGGAUCCUUAACACUUCGAAAAGGCUGAAGAACCGAAAUGUUAAUUAGUAUUGAAAGAUGGAAUUUCAUUUGAAGUCGGGUGCACACCGAGCUACGUUACCUCAGAUAAAAAACUUUAACCAGCUUCUGUAUUGCGCAAUUUUAAAAUUAUUGUCGCAGUUGCUAACCCGGUGUUUAUAAAUUCCGAUCUGUGUUCAACCAGAGUGCAUUACAUUCAUCUUUAACAACCCAUAUUCGGCUCACUGUUGAGCACGAAUAUCCUCUCAAUGAGAAGGUUAAGCUAGUAGUCAACCAUGGCGGCCCAAUGCAGAUUGGCAGACUUUACACCCAGAGAAUUUUAGAAUAUUCUCAGGUAUGCAGGUAUCCUCACGAUAUUUUUCCUUUACCGUUUGAGACACGUGAUAUUUAAUUAAUAUGCACAUAACUCAAAAGUUGGAAAUAGAUUACAUCACAGAACAUAUUAAGGUAUGAGUUAUCUUGAUCUCGCCUCAUCAUUACCAGCUUUAAGUUAAGAUGGUGGGCUUAAAUCACAAUAUUUUGUAAAUUAAGUUUGAAACCAACAUGAUUGCUUAGUGUUGUACUGUAAUAUGUUAAACGCUUUCAAAUUAUGGAUACAACUACGAGUAAGGAAUAAAUAUAUCCACCGAUCUGACGACGAAGCCACAAGGAAAGGGACAAUCUAUAUCUAUACUAAUAUAUAAAGCUGAAGAGUUUGUUUGUUUGUUUGAUUGAUUGAACGCGCUAAUCUCAGGAACUACUGGUCCGAUUUGAAAAAUUCUUUCAGUGUUAGAUAGCCCAUUUAUCGAGGAAGGCUACAGGCAAUAUUAUCCCCCUUUUACUACAGUAACGGGAACCACGCGAGUAAAACCGCUCGGCGUCAGCUAGUCAUACAUAAGCUGCCACACAGAGAGUUGUACAUAUUUUACCUAUUUUAUUGUUUAACUACCCCCCGCGAUGCCUGUCUUUCUUUCAAUUUCUAAGUAAAAUAACAAUUCUUAAUUUGAAUUUAUAAAUGCUUUAGAAAAUCUUGUAUAUCGUUUUAUUGAGUACUAGCUGACGCCGCGCGGUUUCAACCACGUGGUUAUUGUUCCCGUAGGAAUACGGGGAUAAUAUACAGCCUUCCUCGAUAAAUGGGCUAUCUUACACUGAAAGUAUUUUUCAAAUCAGACCAGUAGUUUCUGAGAUUAGCGCGUUCAACCAAACACAAACAAACAAGCAAACUCUUUAGCUUUAUAUAUUAGUAUAGAUAGAUAGAUAUAGAUUGGUGGUUGGCUUAGUUAAAAUUGCCAUACUACCCUCAGCUGUCAGCUAACUUGUGGUUAUCAUCAAACUCGACAUGGUUUAUAGCAGUGGCAUGCAUAAAGUUUUUAACUAGGGUAAGCAAUAUACGAAAAUAUUAUACAAAAUGGAAAACUCCUUCUUCUAUACAGUUUUGUAACGACCCCAUAGGGUAGGCAGUGCAUGUAUGAAGUGCACGCCACUGGGUUUUAUGAACAUCGGGUAUUUAAAGUUUACCUAAACAAGGAAAGCUGCUACGUUUGUUCCGCGAUGCUACGAGCUUGGUGUGCCCCGGCUAUUAUAAUUGAAAUUAAUAAGAAAAUCUGAAAAUUGUAAAAUAGAGCCAAAACCUGUUAACCUUAGCGUAACGAUUACUGAAUAUGUGUAUUUUUUACAAUGUAAAUUAUUCUGAUUUCAAUAAUAAAACAUAAUAAUACA
This is a messenger RNA of Bicyclus anynana (squinting bush brown), 5992 nucleotides long. RefSeq lists its product as uncharacterized. The annotation marks the transcript as partial. The record is from RefSeq and is a predicted model, not a curated record. The transcript is spliced from 4 exons. Lineage: Eukaryota; Metazoa; Arthropoda; Insecta; Lepidoptera; Nymphalidae.